This is a messenger RNA of Plenodomus lingam JN3, 1878 nucleotides long. It is a transcript of the gene ELP3, whose product is annotated as Elongator subunit. Gene Ontology annotation, biological process: tRNA wobble base 5-methoxycarbonylmethyl-2-thiouridinylation. Lineage: Eukaryota; Fungi; Ascomycota; Dothideomycetes; Pleosporales; Leptosphaeriaceae. Gene Ontology annotation, cellular component: elongator holoenzyme complex; nucleus; cytoplasm. The record is from RefSeq and is a predicted model, not a curated record. Gene Ontology annotation, molecular function: iron-sulfur cluster binding; acyltransferase activity, transferring groups other than amino-acyl groups.
AUGUAUAGCGAUAAUGAUUCUUCGGAGUCUACAGAUCGCCCUUUGAAAAUACACCCCACCCGUGACUCGCGGUCCACAUUUCGAGCCUCAACUUCUCGAUACGGCAUCUGCGAAAACCAACGUAUCGUUUCCAUCGAACAUAUCACCAUGGCUACAAUGACAGUCACGGAGACACACAAGAGGAGGAAGUUGCCAAAGGAUCUGAAGUUGCCACCUGAGAAUGAGCGGUACAUGCGCGCCUGCGCUGAUAUCGCCUCUGCGCUUAUCCAGGACUACGAAGCACAAGCCGAUGGUUCAAAGGCGAAGAAAGAUCUCAACUUGAAUCGGCUAAGGGGCGAAGUGUCAAAGAAGCAUUACCUGAAGAGCCAGCCGCCACUCACGGCGAUUAUUGCGGCGGUGCCAGAACACUACAAGAAAUAUAUCUUGCCAAAGUUGAUUGCGAAACCAAUCCGGACAUCAUCAGGUAUCGCAGUAGUGGCAGUCAUGUGCAAACCACACAGAUGUCCGCAUAUCGCUUACACAGGAAACAUAUGCGUCUACUGCCCGGGAGGGCCAGACUCAGAUUUUGAAUACUCAACACAGUCAUACACAGGCUACGAACCAACAUCUAUGCGUGCUAUUCGCGCAAGAUACGACCCGUAUGAGCAAGCCAGGGGACGGGUGGAUCAGAUCAAGUCGCUCGGCCAUAGUGUAGACAAGGUUGAGUACAUCAUCAUGGGUGGAACCUUCAUGUCACUGCCAGAGUCUUACCGGGACGAAUUCAUUAGUCAACUGCACAAUGCCCUUUCCGGGUAUCAAACAAAAGACGUGGAUGAGGCAGUUGCAGCAGGCGAAAUGAGUAAUAUCAAAUGUGUGGGCAUCACCAUCGAGACACGACCGGACUACUGUCUGGACCAACAUCUAUCCUCUAUGCUUCGGUAUGGCUGCACCCGUCUCGAAAUUGGCGUGCAAUCCCUCUACGAAGAUGUAGCUCGCGACACGAACCGUGGACACACUGUUGCCGCCGUUGCGAAAACUUUCUGCCUCUCAAAAGACGCAGGAUUCAAAGUAGUUUCACACAUGAUGCCUGAUUUGCCCAACGUAGGCAUGGAACGCGACCUCGACCAGUUCGUCGAGUACUUCUCCAACCCCGACUUCCGUACCGAUGGACUGAAGAUCUACCCCACGCUUGUCAUCCGCGGCACAGGUCUCUACGAACUCUGGAGGACAGGACGGUACAAGAACUACACACCCAAUGCACUCAUUGACAUUGUAGCGCGUAUCCUCGCUCUCGUACCACCAUGGACACGCAUCUACCGCGUACAGCGCGACAUCCCCAUGCCGCUCGUCACAUCGGGAGUGGAAAACGGCAACUUGCGCGAACUAGCACUCGCACGCAUGAAAGACUUUGGCACCUCGUGUCGAGAUGUGCGAACACGUGAAGUCGGCAUCAACGAAGUCAAGCACAAGAUCCGGCCUGACCAGGUCGAGCUCGUACGCAGAGACUACACGGCCAAUGGCGGCUGGGAGACGUUCCUGGCGUAUGAAGAUCCCAAGCAGGAUAUCCUCAUUGCCUUGCUGCGCUUGCGUCAGUGCUCCAAGGAGCAUACGUUUCGCCCGGAGUUGACGGGUCAGCCAACGUCACUGGUGCGCGAGUUGCAUGUCUAUGGCUCGGCGGUGCCGGUGCAUGCGAGGGAUCCCAAGAAGUUUCAGCAUCAGGGUUAUGGGACGCUGUUGAUGGAGGAGGCGGAGAGGAUAGCACGGGAAGAGCAUGGGAGCAGCAAGAUAAGUGUCAUCUCGGGGGUUGGGGUGAGGAGUUAUUAUGCUAAGCUGGGGUACUGGCUGGACGGGCCGUAUAUGAGUAAGACGCUGGAGCCACUGUGGGAAAGGGAGUGGUAG